GGAGCGCAGUUGUGAAGGCGGUCGUGGAUGCGGACAGAAGGUCGCACAUAUGCUCUCACAGCGCAGGAUUUUUCAGGAUUAUAACCGCUGCAAAGGACCCUCACUGCGCCUUUUGGAAAGACCAAUUCAUUGUGGAUAUACUUACCAGAAAGGAGUAUAAAGAGAGGAUUAGUAAAAAGGCCUGAGCAUCCAUAGUCAUGGAUGGGGUGAAGACGUGUGCCGUCUUUGCUUGCAUCUUCAUGCAGGUGGUUUCAGUUACCUCUGGAUUGUCACCACCAACAAUUACGUCCGACCAGAACGAGUUCAUUCUGCAGCCAAAUUCUAUCUUCAACAUAAGUUGCACCGGGGAAAAAAACGUGUUUUGGACCAAGCCAUUAGUGGAAAACACAUUCGAUCUUCCAGGAUACUACACUGCGACUCUCUACAUUUACAACGCAACUGUGGAGAACACUGGCUAUUACAUGUGCACAUACAAAAACCCGGAGACUGACGUGGACGAUGAACUCCUAGAUGAAGAUGAGGCGGGAAUAUAUGUCUUUGUGCCAGAUCCCCACAUCCUGUUUGUCCCAGAGACACCUGAUAACCUAAUUGUCUCCAUGGACCCGGAUGGGGUGGCUAUCUCCUGCCGUGUGUCUCACCCCAACUCUCCUGUCACCCUGAAGAGUGUCCUCAGUGGAAAGGAGAUGUCUGUCUUGUACGACAACAAGAUGGGUUUUUUUGGGACCCUGUCUGCUGGGCAGUACCAAUGUGAGACCACCGUCAACGGCCAGACGUUCAGGAGUGCAGUUUACACUGUGGAAGCUGAGGCCCAUGAGGAGGUGGUGGACUUUGACGUGGAAGUGAAAGCCAGUGAGGAGAGAAUGAGAGCUGGGCAACCUUUCAACAUAACCUGCAUCGCCCCAUCUGGAUUGGACUUUCAGCAGCAGUGGCUCCAUCCAAAAAAACAGGCUUUGAAUGCUACGCAGAUGAAGCACACUUUUCCUGAACGGGUUAUCUACAUCCUCAGUAUCCCACAAGCAUCCUCUCAGGACAGCGGCACUUACGAAUGCUCCAUCAAGCACAAAAUCAGUGGCGAAGUCAGGGUCAGCAGCGUGGCUGUAGCCGUCUUUGAGGAGAACUCCUUUGUUGCCCUGGACCACAGUGGGAUUCUGGCAACAGAGUUUGUCAGCAUUUUAGAGGAGACAGAGUUUACUAUCCUCAUUGAUGCAUAUCCGGUCCCCAAAGUCACAUGGGUGAAAGAUGGCACAGUCAUACCUGAGAAGUACUACAUCUUCACCAAAACUAGCCAUAUCGAAGGGAAUCGGUAUCAAAGCAUUCUUACUUUCCGGCAGCCUCUGGAGAAAGACAACGGAAAUUACACCAUCACCGUCCUCAGUGGCUCUCACACUGCUCACUUCUCCUUUCUCCUCCAAGUGAGAGCUCCCACUGGAGUGUUGAUCCCACCUUCCUCAGCCCCCCUGCUGCUGCCAGAUAUGGAUGAGAUGGUGGUGCCUCUGCACACUCCUUUCACCUUGACCUGCCGAGGAGAGGCCAAACUCAUGUGGGACACGCCACUCGAUGUGCCUAAGCAAUAUCAAGAGGACAACAGCGGCCUGUUUGUCACCACCAUCCAUGUGGUCAAUGCCACAGCGAUGCACACUGGAUACUACAGCUGCAUCUACAGUGGAAACACAACAGAUGAUGCAGAGUACAGCAGCAUAUACAUCUAUGUGCCAGAUCCUAAUGUUCCUUUUGUGCCAUCAUCGGUGCCUUUCGGCAACCAUGUCCUGCCCGACUAUGAGGAGAUGGAGAUCCAGUGUCGGGUGUCUGAUCCAAGUGCUAACGUGACACUGGUGAACAUUGACACCCAGCAGCCUGUACCUAGCUUGUAUGACAGCAAGAGAGGUGCAUUGGGGAUGUUCACUGCUGGAACCUAUGUCUGCGUGGCUGUUAUAAAUGGAGAGGAGCAUUACAGUGGGGAAUACAUUGUUCAUGGGUGGCAAGGUGAUGCAGCUUUGCAUGUUGAGCUGACAGCCAAAAAAACUGCUUUGCUGGUUGGAGACACAAUCACUGUCACCUGUCUGGCCCGAGGAUCCGAGAUUCUGGAAGAUCACUGGAAAUACCCAGGCAAACUGGCGAAUCGUGGUCUGAAAACCGUGCGUGAGAAUAAGAAGGAUAAAGAGAUCCUGUACACCCUGACAAUCCCACAAGCCUCAACCAAAGACAGUGGCAUCUACUCAUGUUCCAUCACUGACAUAAUGAGUAAUGAAAACCAGACAAAACAACUAGCAGUUCAAGUCUUCGCUGGUGAGUUUAUGUCCAUCCAUCCAGAGUUCAGAGAGUAUGAGUCUGCGGAGCUUGAUACAGUACGGGAGUUCAAGGCUAGGUUAAGUUCUUUUCCUGAUGCUCGUGUCACGUGGCUUAAAGACGGCAUCCCUCUCAGGGAUGUGACAGCUGAAAUCUCCACCAACCUACAGCAGAUCAAUGAGACCAGCUACUUGAGUGUUCUCACAUUAAUCCGGGCCAAGGAGGAGGACAGUGGAAACUACACCAUGCGAGUGCAGAACAGAAAUCAAAGCAGUGAUGUCAGCUUAAGCCUUGAAGUCAAAGUACCUGCUGUCAUCUUGGACUUGAUGGACAUCCACCACGGCUCAGCUACAGGCCAGUCUGUUGUGUGUAUCACCAGAGGGCAGCCCACUCCUGUGGUAGACUGGUUCAUUUGCAAGAACAUUAAACAUUGUGCCAAUGACUCAUCUUCUUGGGUCCCCCUCCCCACCAACUCUACAGAGAUUACAAUGGAUUCACACUUUGAUGAAGAUCUUAACCUGGAAAGCGAGGUUAUAUUUGGUCAUCUGGAAAGCACAGUGGCUGUACGGUGCCUGGCCAGGAAUGAAAUGGCCACCGUCAGCAGGGAGGUCAAACUGGUUUCAAAUGGCCCUCACCCUGAGCUGACUGUAGCAGCUGCUGUGCUAGUGCUCCUGGUCAUUGUCAUCAUCUCACUCAUUGUGUUGGUUGUUAUCUGGAAACAGAAACCACGGUAUGAGAUCCGCUGGAGGGUCAUAGAGUCUGUGAGUCCAGACGGCCAUGAGUACAUCUAUGUGGAUCCAAUGCAGCUUCCCUAUGACUCCAGAUGGGAAUUUCCCCGUGAUAGACUUGUCCUCGGUCGGAUCCUAGGCUCUGGAGCCUUUGGAAAAGUGGUUGAAGGCACCGCCUAUGGACUGAGCCGCUCUCAGCCGGUCAUGAAAGUGGCAGUGAAAAUGUUGAAACCAACAGCUCGCUCCAGUGAAAAACAGGCCCUGAUGUCUGAACUGAAGAUCAUGACUCAUCUUGGACCCCACCUCAACAUUGUAAACCUCCUGGGAGCAUGCACCAAGUCAGGUCCUAUUUACAUCAUCACUGAGUACUGCUUCUACGGCGACCUGGUCAACUAUCUGCACAAGAACAGGGAGAACUUCCUCAGCCUGAGCCCAGAGAAAAAUAAGAAAGAGCUGGAUAUCUUUGGAAUCAACCCUGCAGACGAGAGCAGCAGGAGUUAUGUGAUCCUCUCCUUUGAGAGUAAAGGAGACUACAUGGAUAUGAAGCAGGCUGACAACACUCAGUAUGUUCCCAUGCUGGAGAUGAGCAAUACCUCAAAGUACUCUGACAUUCAGAGAUCUAACUACGACCACCCACCCUCACAGAAAGGUUCAAGUGAAUGCGAAAUGGACAACUUGCUGUCAGAUGACAUGAAUGAAGGCCUCACAACCACUGACCUGCUUAGCUUUACUUACCAGGUGGCCAAAGGAAUGGAGUUUUUAGCAUCCAAAAAUUGUGUGCACCGGGACCUUGCAGCCAGGAAUGUUCUCCUCUCUCAGGGCAAGAUAGUGAAGAUCUGUGACUUUGGACUGGCCAGGGACAUCAUGCACGACAACAACUAUGUCUCCAAAGGGAGUACUUUCCUGCCAGUGAAGUGGAUGGCACCAGAAAGUAUUUUUGACAACCUGUACACCACGCUCAGUGAUGUGUGGUCAUACGGCAUCCUUCUCUGGGAGAUAUUUUCCUUAGGUGGCACACCUUACCCAGGGAUGGUGGUGGACUCCAGCUUCUACAACAAGAUCAAGAGUGGAUAUAGGAUGUCAAAACCAGAGCAUGCACCACAAGAUGUGUAUGAGAUGAUGAUGAGGUGCUGGAACAGUGAGCCGGAGAAAAGACCUUCUUUCAUGGGUCUGAGUGACACUGUAGCAUGCUUGCUGCCCUGCAGCUACAAGCGGCAUUAUGAAAGGGUAAAUCAUGAGUUCCUGAAGAGCGACCAUCCUGCUGUUACUCGGGUGUGCAUGGAAAAUGAUGCAGACUAUAUUGACAUUCCAUACAAGAACCAGGGAAAGCUAAAGGACAGGGAGAGUGGCUUUGAUGAGCAGCGACUGAGCUCCGACAGCGGCUACAUUAUUCCUCUCCCUGACCUGGACCCUAUAUCUGACGAAGAAUAUGGAAAGAGGAACAGACACAGCUCUCAAACAUCUGAAGAGAGUGCCAUUGAGACGGGGUCGAGCAGCUCCACCUAUGCCAAGCAGGAAGGUGAGACCCUGGAGGACAUCACCCUGCUAGAUGAAAUGUGUCUGGACUGUAGUGACCUGGCGGAAGACAGCUUUCUGUGACAGCUGCUCAGCCUUAGUGGGACAGCAGAGGGGGAAGGGGGUUGCAAGAACCUGGGAAACUAACAAAACACCUGUAAAUCAACCAAAGACUCUAGCCCCGCCACUUCUCCUCUCCGGCCACCCUUUACAAGGACAGAACAAAACCACUUCACGGUCUAAGCAAAUCUGUGGUGACGUGAGGUACGGCUAUCACCUCUCCCUGGACAGUGCCCUCUAUUGGGCUGGAGGAGUGGAUGAGCAUCGCUGAGAACGUGAUUCAAAGAAAGGACUCUAAGAGCUGCUGAGCCUUUCUGUCAGAGCUAUCCAGAUAACAAUGAUAAAAAGAUUAUUUUUCAUCUACAGAGCUUUAUUUUUAUUGGGCAUUCUUUUGACAGCAGUAUAAGCAAAAUAAAAAAAAAAAAAAAAAAAAAAA
This is a messenger RNA of Melanotaenia boesemani (Boeseman's rainbowfish), 5025 nucleotides long. RefSeq names its product platelet-derived growth factor receptor, alpha polypeptide (gene pdgfra). The record is from RefSeq and is a predicted model, not a curated record. Lineage: Eukaryota; Metazoa; Chordata; Actinopteri; Atheriniformes; Melanotaeniidae. Gene Ontology annotation, molecular function: platelet-derived growth factor alpha-receptor activity; ATP binding; platelet-derived growth factor binding. Bases 198 to 4613 code for a protein of 1471 amino acids. Gene Ontology annotation, cellular component: signaling receptor complex. Gene Ontology annotation, biological process: platelet-derived growth factor receptor signaling pathway; embryonic cranial skeleton morphogenesis; multicellular organism development. The transcript has 29 exons.